AAGAUCCGGGCGGCGGAAUGCGGUCUGGUGGUGCUGGAGGAGAACCAGAGCCUGAAACAACAAUACAGUGAGCUGGAGGCGGACCAGGAGACACUGAAGCGGGAGUUAGAGAGGCUGCAGGAGGGAUGUGAACAUCCCCACAUCACUGAGUCACAUGUUAUUCUGAGACCCUGGGAAAUGGUGAUGUGAAACUGGACUACAGGCUUCUUUAUGUACGGCCUGGUACAUCAAAGUAUGCUGAAGUGUCGUGGCAGAGUCUGGACGCCAGCCUGCUCACCCUAAACGACCAGUGAAGCAGCUCUAAUUACGGAGGACAUGGCAGUGACUGAUGAAAGGCGCGGGACGGACCUCACUCGUCCCUCCAUUCUCAACACAGGCCAGACUAUCGAUUUGCUUUGCUGCAAAACCUGACCCCGCCUCAGCGUCGCUUCCCUACAGUGGUACGACGGAAGCUGUCGCCUUCACUGUCUCAUUGUGUCCUUCCGCUCUGCUAAUCCUGCCACCGCGCUUCACGUGCCCGUUCAAGCUUUUCCUCCCUAAACUGAAUAAUCUCUUUUGAAUGAAACGUAACUUUGUAGAUCAAAGUAAAAACCUGGUGGAGUUAUUAACGUCUUAGUGGCCCUGAGCUAUUAGUUACGCAAGCCUUUGAAUGUGAUCAACGUGUCAAUACUGUUUAGAUACUUAGCAUUUCAUGUCAGCUGUGAAUGUUAUCAGCAUCAAUGGUGUUCUUUUGGUGACAAUUUCCUAUCAGGAAGUGGUUCUUUGGUUUAUUUUAAUAAACUUGUUCAUAUUACAAGAGAAGACUAGAUGCAGUGUCUGUAAAGACUUAGCCAGCAUGUUGUAGAUCAUAUAGCUGGCUGGACGCUUGUGUGUGCAUGUGUGUCUGCAUGCGUGUGUGUGUGCGUGUGUGUGUGUGUGUCUGUCUGUCUGCACACGUGUGUGUGCGCGUGUGUAUGUCUGCAUGCGUGUGUGUGCAUGUCUGCACCCUUAUGUGCAUGUGUGUGUGUGUGUCUGCACACGUAUGUGUGCAUGUCUGCACGCUUGUGUGUGUGUGUGUGUGUGCAUGUGUGUGUGUGCAUGUGUGUGUGUGUGCGUGUGUGUGUGUCUGCACGCUUGUGUGUGUGUGUGUGUGUGCGCGUGUGUGUGUGUGUGUCUGCAGCUUGUGUGUGUGUGUGUGUGUGUGUGUCUGCACGCUUGUGUGUGUGUGUGUGUGUGUGUGUGUGUGUAUGCGUCCUGUGGUAGACUGGCAUCCAGUCCAAAGGUUGCAGGUGCCUUGUGCUGCCUGAAAUUGACUCCAGACUCUCCCAUGACUCUAUGUUUGACCACCAGUUGAAAAAUGGAUUGAUAGAUUUAACUGCAGUUGUCCAGGCAGACAGGAAGCAUUUCCAGCAGCGGCCUGCAGUAACCAAAGCAGCGUUGAGAACGCAGAAGAUCAUGCAUUAAGCUCCACAGCCACGUGGAAGCGGCUUCCGGCUGAGCCCCAGGGGGGUGUCACCUUGCUGUCAACCUGUGAGGCAUUCGGGCAGGCGUACUCCACCCAGCGCAAGGUGGCGGCGGAUGGCGAGACUAACGAGGAGCACCUCCUACAGGAGUCGGCCUCCAAGGAGGCGUACUACACGAGCCGGCUGCAGGAGCUGCAGGCAGAGCUGCAGCAGAGCCGUGCUGUGGCGUCCAACGUGCAGGCUGAGGCCGAGCGGCUCAACGUGCUGCUGCAGGAGCUGCGAGAGAGUAACGAGAUGCUGGAGCUCCAGAGGAACCGGAUGAAGGACGAGAUCCGUGAGUACAAGUUUCGUGAGGCUCGGUCGUUGCAGGACUACAGCGAGCUGGAGGAGGAGAACAUCAUGCUGCAGAAGCUGGUGUCCACGCUGAAGCAGAACCAGGUGGAGUUUGAGGGCCUGAAGCAUGAGAUAAAGGUCCUGGAGGAGGAGGCAGAGCUGCUGCAGAGUCAGCUGGAGGAGGCCCUGCGGCUGAAGCAGAUCUCAGAGACACAGCUGGAGGAGGCGCUAGAUACACUGAAGAGCGAGUGCGAGCAGAAGAACAGCCUGCGCAAGGAGCUGGUGCACUACAUGAGCCUCAGUGACAGCGUGUACGGCACCCACCUGGCCCUCGCCGAUGGCCUUAAGUUUGCUGAAGAGGCAGCCAGCAAUGGCACCGCCGCCACCAGCUUGCCCAACAACCAGGACAGCAACAAGUGUAAUGGUCACACGGCCAAGGUCAACGGCGACUACCGAGCAGCCAGCCGGAAGGGCGAGGCCGCUAACCUCGUGUCGGACCUCUUCAGUGAGCUCAACCUCUCUGAGAUGCAGAAGCUCAAGCAACAGCUACUGCAGGUGGAGCGGGAGAAGGCCCUGCUGCUGACGAACCUGCAGGAGUCGCAGACGCAGCUGGAGCACACGCAGGGAGCCCUGACCGAGGAGCAUGAGCGUGUGCAUCAACUGACGGAGCGCGUCAAUGCCAUGAGGCAUCUGCGCUGUGACAAGGAGGGGGCGGUGUGCGAGGAGGCGGCCGACGGUCACACACAGCGGGACGACACCCGCGGCCUGGAGGUGCUGGAGUGCAAGUACAAGGUGGCCGUUACGGAGGUGAUCGACCUGAAGGCGGAGCUGAAGACUCUCAAGGAUAAGUAUAACCAGUGCGUGGAGGCCCAGGCGGAGGAGCGGGCUCGCGGUGAGGCCCGGCUGAAGGUGCUGGACGACCGGGUGAGCGGCUUGGAGCAGAGCUGCCGCGAGGGCCAGCAGCGCGUCGUCAGUCUGGAGGGGGAGCUGCGGAGCACGACCCUGGCGGCUGCCGAGAACCAGGCCCUUCUGAACGCUGCCCAGGACGAGCUGGUGACCUUCAGCGAGGAGCUGGCGCAGCUCUACCACCACGUCUGCCUGUGCAACAACGAGACGCCCAACCGCGUCAUGCUGGACUACUACCGGCAGGGCCGGGCCGCCCGAGGGGGCAGCCUCAAGGGCCCCGAGGACCCGCGUGUCCUGCUGUCCCCCCGCCUCGCUCGUCGCCUGGCUGCCACCUCGCCUCCUGAACCCCGAGGCGAUUCCCCAUCCAAAGACCCCGCCACAGACGGCAGCAAGGACCCGCAAGCAAGCCCUGCCCGUACCCCCGUGGGCUCGCCAGUCAUCAGCAUCUCCCCCUCGCCAUCGCCAACGCCCACCGCCUCUGAACCCAGCGCCGACCCGCGUCGGGAGCCCUUGAAUAUCUGCAACCUGAAUGCAAUUGUGCGCGACCAGAUCAGGCACCUGCAGCGUGCCGUCGACCGCUCACUGCAGCUGUCCCGACAGCGGGCUGCUGCCCGGGAGCAGGCACCCGCGUUCGACAAGGACAAGGAGGCCUGCAUGGAGGACAUCCUCAAGCUGAAAUCACUGCUGAGUACCAAGCGUGAGCAAAUUGCCACACUCAGGCUUGUCCUCAAGGCCAAUAAGCAGACCGCAGAGGUGGCGCUCGCCAACCUGAAGAGCAAGUACGAGAACGAGAAGUCCAUGGUGACAGAGACCAUGAUGAAGCUGCGGAACGAGCUGAAGGCCCUGAAAGAGGAUGCGGCCACCUUCUCCUCGCUGAGGGCCAUGUUCGCCACCAGGUGCGACGAGUACGUGACGCAGCUGGACGAGAUGCAGCGGCAGCUGGCGGCCGCCGAGGACGAGAAGAAGACGCUGAACUCGCUGCUGCGCAUGGCCAUCCAGCAGAAGCUGGCGCUGACGCAGCGACUCGAGGACCUGGAGUUCGACCACGAGCAGACGCACCGCGGCCGCGCCGGCAAGGCGGCCAAGCUCAGGGCCAGCCCCUCCAAAGUAAGUGGAAAGGCGGCCUCGACGGCGCCCCCUAGUCCCACUGCUGCCUCUGUGCUCGUUUUGCCUGUGGCUCAGGGUCCCCCAGCCCCACACGCCGUCAGCCUUUCUGCUAUCAGCGGCCCACCCCCCCUGGACGCGCCCCACUUAGCCUCGAGCUGGGCGGGGUCUCCCCAGUCGUUCCUCCUGAGCCACUCUCAGUGGGCCCUGGGUGUCCAGCCUCUCACCACUGACACCCACAACUUCAGCCUAGACUUCCACCCGCACCCAGUUGCCGAAACUCGCCUUGCCGUGAGCCCGAGCUCCGCCCCCGCCUCGCCCUAUCGCUCGCCGGUCCUGGGCGUGAGGUCCUCGGUACCCAGCGCUGACAGAACUCGUACCCUUGCCGAUAAAGCACAUGCCACCACCCUGAGUUCCUCGGCCCCCACGCCCUGCCACCUCGACUCCCGCACCUACAUGUCCCACCAUCUCCAUCACUGACUCUCGCCAGGAAGUGAGGCCGGGUGACACAGACAGGAAGACAGACUGGUUUCCUGUUACUUCCCACCAGUAGCCGCCUCCUACCCACCCGAAGGGACAUUCCUCAGGGAUUUGUAAUGAGAAGGAGCACAUGACCGCUUUCCCAGAGAUACCAUUGGUUAGUCUCUGACAGGCUCGGUCUUAACGGCCAUUGUGGGGGUUAGUUGUCUCUCUCCAGCUUUUGUUGUCUUUCUACAAGAGGAGAAAUUAAUUCACCUGCAUGUGCUGUCCCAUCUUACUCACUUCUGUACCUGCAGAACUGAAUAUCACAGGACCAAAGUCAAACCGAGAAAUUAAAUAGAUAUUUGGGAACCUGAAUGUUUUUCGAAAGCUUGUGGCUUUUUCUUUUAGAAAUAAGUUAUGAUUUUAUAUCUUUUUUUUUACUGAUAUAAAAUAUCGUAGCGUAGCAUAGAUAGAUAUUGACCCAACCCAGAUCAAACAUAUCUGACGAUUCCAUUUCUGACAGUAAAGAUCACCUGAGUCUUAACAGUCAGCUGUCUCUGCAAUGCCUUUAAAACUCUCCUUGACUGAUUUUUGCAGAAAUCUAUCAUUUUAAAAUCCAGCAUUAAAUCGAAAACAAUAAAGCAAAUACUGGAACUGUGGCCUUACAGCAGGAAAUGAUGCUUAAUAAAGAUUUGUGCAUCUUUGCUGCCACCCAGUGAUAAACUUUGGAAAUAACAAGUAAGGUUUUUGCUAAGGUUUAGAUGCCUUGAGAUGUCUACCACUGCCUUACAAAGCAGAGAUCGAAAUACAUCAGAAGGAGUUAUGUGCAUGUAACUCAGGGAAUUUAGUACACUGCCCUGAAGUUUGUGUAGAGAAUCCAAAACGUAAUUUGGAAGAAAGUGGAUAGUCGUUACCAGGGACGGAUUACGGACCGGGCCAGCGGGGCCAGCGGGGCCGCUGCCCAGGGGCCCUUUUUUUUUUAUUUGCAACGCUUAUCAACAAUGUAUUUUCGUUUGUCUAUUUUAGAGGGCCUACAUUCUUUGAUCCUCUGCUUACAAGGGCCCCUGACCCUAUAGGGAGGGCGUUUGGCUGCUUGAAUU
Molecule: messenger RNA, 5347 nt
Organism: Brienomyrus brachyistius
Lineage: Eukaryota; Metazoa; Chordata; Actinopteri; Osteoglossiformes; Mormyridae
Gene: bicd1a
Product: bicaudal D homolog 1a
Exons: 10
Coding region: 1737-4265 (842 amino acids)
Biological process (GO): protein localization to organelle; microtubule anchoring at microtubule organizing center; regulation of microtubule cytoskeleton organization
Cellular component (GO): Golgi apparatus; cytosol
Molecular function (GO): dynein intermediate chain binding; dynein complex binding; dynactin binding
Source: RefSeq, a predicted model, not a curated record